CUCGCCGACCGGAGCAGACACACGUCCGCACGCGCGCCUCUGUCAGAACCGAAGCCAUGCUGUCCGCGUGCUUGGAGGUGCUGGGCAUGACGAUGAGCGUCACAGGCUCGCUGCUGGUGAUGAUCGCGUGCGGGCUGCCCAUGUGGAAGGUGACGGCCUUCAUCGACUCCAACAUCGUGGUGGCGCAGACCACGUGGGACGGCCUGUGGAUGGCGUGCGUGGUGCAGAGCACGGGCCAGAUGCAGUGCAAGAUCCACGACUCCAUGCUCUCGCUCCGCCACGACCUGCAGGCGGCGCGCGCGCUCACCGUCAUCUCGGCCGUGCUCGGGGUGGUGGGGCUCACGGUGACCGUGGCGGGGGCGCAGUGUACCACCUGCGUCAGGGACGAGCGCGUGAAGGAGAAGGUUGUGCACGCAGGGGGAGUGAUCUUCAUCGUCAGUGGGCUGUGCGCGCUCGUGCCGCUCUGCUGGAUGGCCAACAACAUCAUCGCCGACUUCUAUGACCUGCGCGUGCACGCGUCUCAGAAGCGGGAGAUCGGCGCGUCCAUCUACAUCGGCUGGGCGGCGUCCGCGCUGCUUCUGCUGGGGGGGUCGCUGCUCUGCUGCUCCUUCUCCCAGGACUCCCGCAGCUCCUACCCCAUCAAAUACGCCCCCACCACCACCUUCACGUCCGGGGGGGACCUGGACAAGAAGCAGUACGUCUGACGCUCUGGCGCCGAACGGAACCGAACCGACUGUCCCUUCAGAAGGAGUUUCCGGUUCCAGCCUCGGCGUAAAGUUCCUGAAAAUAAAAGUCGGACUUCUUCCUCCGCACCUGUGAGCGCGCGCGCGCCAGCGGAAUGAUGCGCGCGCGCUGCAAAAAAUGUACAGUUCUGUCCUGUCACUUUGUACAGAUUUGUAAAUAAACACAAAUGAACUAAAAGUUUCA
Oryzias latipes (Japanese medaka) is the source of this 927-nucleotide messenger RNA. It is a transcript of the gene cldn5b, whose product is annotated as claudin 5b. Gene Ontology annotation, cellular component: bicellular tight junction; membrane. Gene Ontology annotation, molecular function: structural molecule activity. The record is from RefSeq and is a predicted model, not a curated record. Lineage: Eukaryota; Metazoa; Chordata; Actinopteri; Beloniformes; Adrianichthyidae.